GUAAAAAAACCGGAGCCCCCGAAAAUCGCAACAAAGCUAAAACUCAGGAUGGUGUGGCCUUAGAGAUCCAGCCCCUGAAAAGCCAGGAAGGGGUGGAAAAUGAGGAGAAGGAGAAGAAGAAGGUGAAGGUACCCAAGAAGGAGAAGUCCGUGCUGCAAGGGAAGCUCACGCGCCUGGCAGUCCAGAUCGGGAAGGCGGGGCUGAUCAUGUCAGCCAUUACGGUCAUCAUCUUGGUGCUGUACUUUGUGAUCGACACGUUUGGGGUGCAGGGGCGGCCCUGGCUGGCGGAGUGCACCCCCAUUUACAUCCAGUACUUCGUCAAGUUCUUCAUCAUCGGUGUCACUGUGUUGGUGGUGGCUGUGCCUGAAGGGCUCCCGCUGGCAGUCACCAUCUCCCUGGCCUACUCCGUGAAGAAAAUGAUGAAGGACAACAACCUCGUGAGACACUUGGAUGCAUGCGAGACCAUGGGCAACGCCACCGCCAUCUGCUCGGACAAGACUGGCACGCUCACCAUGAACCGCAUGACCGUGGUGCAGGCCUACGUGGGGGACACCCACUACCGGCAGAUCCCCGACCCUGAAGCCAUCCUGCCCAAGAUCCUGGACCUCAUAGUUAAUGGUGUCGCCAUCAACUCCGCCUACACAUCCAAGAUCCUGCCACCUGAGAAGGAAGGGGGGCUGCCCCGGCAAGUGGGGAACAAGACCGAGUGCGCCCUGCUGGGUUUCGUGCUGGACCUGAAGCAGGAUUACCAGGCUGUGCGGAACGAGGUGCCCGAAGAGAAGCUUUACAAGGUCUACACCUUCAACUCGGUGCGCAAGUCCAUGAGCACGGUGCUGAAGAACGGCAACGGCGGCUUCCGCAUGUACAGCAAGGGAGCCUCCGAGAUCAUCCUCCGCAAGUGCACCAGGAUCCUGGACAAGAACGGUGACCCCCGCAUGUUCAAAGUGAAGGACCGGGAUGAGAUGGUGAAGAAGGUGAUAGAGCCCAUGGCUUGCCAUGGGCUGCGGACCAUCUGCCUGGCCUUCCGUGACUUCCCUGCUGACGCCGAGCCGGACUGGGACAGCGAGAACGAGAUCCUGUCUGACCUGACCUGUAUUGCUGUGGUUGGGAUAGAGGACCCUGUGCGGCCAGAGGUGCCGGACGCCAUCCUGAAGUGCCAGCGUGCGGGAAUCACCGUCCGGAUGGUGACGGGGGACAACAUCAACACCGCCCGCGCCAUCGCCACCAAGUGUGGCAUCCUGCUGCCCGGGGAGGACUUCUUGUGCCUGGAGGGGAAGGAGUUCAACCGGCUCAUCCGCAACGAGAAGGGAGAGGUGGAACAGGAGCAGCUGGAUAAGAUCUGGCCCAAGCUGCGCGUGCUGGCCCGCUCCUCCCCGACAGAUAAGCACACGCUGGUGAAAGGAAUUAUUGACAGCACCGUUGGUGAUCAGAGGCAGGUGGUGGCCGUGACCGGGGAUGGGACCAACGAUGGCCCAGCUUUGAAGAAAGCCGACGUUGGGUUUGCCAUGGGCAUCGCAGGCACGGACGUGGCGAAGGAGGCUUCGGACAUCAUCCUGACGGAUGACAACUUCACCAGCAUCGUCAAGGCGGUGAUGUGGGGCCGCAACGUCUACGACAGCAUCUCCAAGUUCCUGCAGUUCCAGCUGACGGUGAACAUCGUGGCCGUCAUCGUGGCCUUCACAGGCGCCUGCAUCACGCAGGACUCUCCCCUGAAGGCUGUCCAGAUGCUGUGGGUGAACCUGAUCAUGGACACCUUCGCCUCCUUAGCCCUGGCCACGGAGCCCCCGUCUGAGUCCCUGCUGCUGCGCAAGCCAUACGGCCGCAACAAGCCGCUCAUCUCCCGCACCAUGAUGAAGAACAUCCUGGGGCACGCGGUGUACCAGCUAACUAUCAUUUUCACGCUGCUUUUUGCAGGGGAGAAGUUUUUUGACAUCGACAGUGGCCGAAACGCGCCACUCCACUCGCCACCCACCGAGCACUACACCAUCGUCUUCAACACCUUUGUCAUGAUGCAGUUGUUCAAUGAGAUCAACGCGCGCAAGAUCCACGGGGAGAGGAACGUCUUCGAGUCCAUCUACCGCAACCCCAUCUUCUGCACAGUGGUGCUGGGGACAUUUGCAGCUCAGAUCAUCAUUGUGGAGUUUGGUGGGAAGCCGUUCAGCUGCUCCGGGCUCACCCUGAGCCAGUGGUUCUGGUGUAUUUUUAUCGGAGUGGGAGAGCUCCUCUGGGGCCAGCUGAUCUGCACUGUCCCAACCAGCCACCUGAAGUUCCUGAAGGAAGCUGGGCACGGCAUCACCAAGGAGGAUAUCCCAGAGGAGGAGCUGCCUGAAGACGUGGAUGAGAUUGACCACGCCGAAAUGGAGCUGCGGCGUGGGCAGAUCCUGUGGUUCAGGGGCCUCAACAGGAUACAGACGCAGGUACUGUGGAGCAGCGGGUGCUGUGGGGCUCUUCCUUCUUUCUCUUUCUUUCUCUCCAGGGACUCUUGA
Messenger RNA from Phaethon lepturus (White-tailed tropicbird), 2486 nucleotides. RefSeq names its product plasma membrane calcium-transporting ATPase 4-like. Gene Ontology annotation, molecular function: ATP hydrolysis activity; PDZ domain binding; P-type calcium transporter activity. The transcript has 14 exons. Lineage: Eukaryota; Metazoa; Chordata; Aves; Phaethontiformes; Phaethontidae. Gene Ontology annotation, biological process: regulation of cytosolic calcium ion concentration; calcium ion transmembrane transport. The record is from RefSeq and is a predicted model, not a curated record. The annotation marks the transcript as partial. Gene Ontology annotation, cellular component: intracellular membrane-bounded organelle; membrane.